Messenger RNA from Protopterus annectens (West African lungfish), 4634 nucleotides. RefSeq names its product Krueppel-like factor 5. The coding region runs from base 151 to 1461 and encodes 436 amino acids. The transcript is spliced from 4 exons. The record is from RefSeq and is a predicted model, not a curated record. Gene Ontology annotation, biological process: regulation of transcription by RNA polymerase II. Lineage: Eukaryota; Metazoa; Chordata; Ceratodontiformes; Protopteridae. Gene Ontology annotation, molecular function: RNA polymerase II cis-regulatory region sequence-specific DNA binding; DNA-binding transcription factor activity, RNA polymerase II-specific.
CUGGUACUUCUGGACAGGUAAGAGUCAGUGAUAGAUCAGAUCUCAUAAAGUUACACUGCACCUGGAUUCUUGUACCUGGGCUUUUAUCUUCCACUCCUUCAGAGAAUUUGUUUUUUUAUAUUGUGAACCAGAUAAGGAAGAGGACAAGUGAUGUCCAGCAGUGGUCUUACUAUAAGUGCCCCAAAUUCAGAAGAACGCACUGUUUUUACCCAGCUGAAGCCUGUUGCAAUGUCUGCGCCGGCAGAAGCUGUUGAAGAUGGUUCAGUGUUUGAAGAUAUCAAGCCUUGCGUGAGGGUUUUGGGAAACCAACAUGAACUGACACAGGCAAGAUCAGAAAUGGACAAAUAUUUCCCUCCGCAACCUCCUCCCAUUCAUGCUAUCGCUGAUAAAAAGUACAGGCGGGAGAGUGCUUCAGUAGUCGAUGAGUUCUUUGCCACGGAAAAGCCUCCGACUGCACCCUACAGUGUCAAUAUCAAUGUCAUCCUUCCAGACACUACACAUCUGCGGACAGGUCUUUACAGGCCAAGUAGGCAAACAAGCUUCCCACACAUAAAGCAUGAGCCAGGAACAACCAUUGCACAACCCAGCACAUCUUCCGGAACUCAGGUGCUUCCAGAUUUUACCAGUGUUUUCAGCAUGCCUCAGUCUGUGGCUGUCAACAACAUUUUUAUUAAACAAGAAAUACCAAGCUCAGAAAUAGCAGUAACUAACAGGAGCCCACAGCCACAACCACAACUCUACCAAAUUCCAAUGAGUAAUGACAUGGUUAGCAUGGCGCUUUCAGCUGCGCAAUCAGCAGUGAACAGUUCGCCCAUUGAUAGCAUCAGUGGCAUUUCUAUGGUAACAGAUGGUACCGCUCAUAAUGUCCUCCAUGGUCCCAGUCCAGUGAAGCAGUUUCAGACCAUCUCUCAAGGGCAGGGAAGUUUCACCAUUUCAGGUCCUUUUUACCCAGUACAUACUGUGAGUCUUCCUCCUUCUCCACCCAACUCACAACCAGGAAGCCCAGAAAACCAUCCAGAAGCCUUCAACACCAUUUCACCACCACCACCAUAUGAAGCGUCAUUGGGACUGAAACUGGUACAGCAACCACAGAUGCACACUCUCAACAAUACCAUCAAUGGGCUUCGGCCCAUGACCCCAGGUGUUAUGCAACCACUAAAAUAUAACCGACGCAACAACCCAGAGCUGGAGAAAAGAAGAAUUCAUCACUGUGAUUACCCAGGAUGUACCAAAGUUUACACAAAGAGCUCGCACCUUAAAGCACACCAGAGGACCCACACAGGUGAAAAGCCAUACAAGUGUACAUGGGAAGGUUGUGACUGGCGCUUCGCACGAUCUGAUGAACUCACGCGACACUACCGGAAGCACACAGGGGCAAAACCCUUUAAGUGUGUGGCUUGUGGGCGCUGCUUUUCCCGCUCUGACCAUCUAGCACUCCACAUGAAGAGGCAUCAGAACUAAUGACAGAAUCUUGCAUCAACCUGUCUAACCGAUUUUGCUGUAUAUAAGAACAAAGUGUACUGCCAUUGAUAAUGACAUCUGAAAACAUAUCUGCAAAUUAGUUUUCAAUGGACAAGUUUUGCAUCUGCUUGUCAAGACGUCUUCGGCAUGUGAUGUGAUGCAUGAGUGCAUGAGAAAUGUGAUAAACAGCGAGAGUUCAAUGCAAAACUGAUGAGCUGAAUGCAGAAAAUUAUUUAUUUUGACACGCUUGGAUUUUUUUUCUGUUUUCUUGUUGUCUUAUGUUAAUUUAAGUAAGGACACAAUUCCAUAAGGAAUGUGACUUGAAAAUAGCUGUAACCUGCUUACAGCUACCACUAGCUUAACUUUUGAGUAUUUUUUUCUGAUAGCAUUUCAUGGAACCCAGCUAACAGCAGCUCUUUUCAAAACACUAACUCAGAAGAGUUAAGCUGCAGCCUCCAUGUUGAUACGAAUCACAUGUUCUUCCAAUAUUAGAGUUGGGGAUACGAUUUUAUGGCUUAACACCUUUACAGACUGCUUAUUACUGAUUUAAACUCUUGUCACAGGAUUGGUUGCUUUUUUUUUCUGAAUAGGUACGAACACAGCUUGCAGACAUUUUUUUAACCAGUGGAUUAGGAGAAUUGAGCCUUGUCAGUGCUAUGCAUAAAGACAACAGCUUUGUAUACUAAAUGGAGUGUACUAGUUCCAUAGCUUUCCAUAACAUAAAUAAACUAUCUCUGUUACCAAACUCAAAUUACAUCAUGCGGAAGUAUUAAUUUACUUAAAGUGAAAUAUUACUUCUGACUGGCCUUGAACUAUAGUCCAAGUGAACCUGCAAAGAUAACAAGAUAAAGAACAUGAAAAUGGGUCUAAUCUCUGAAGACUGUUGGACAAAGCAAAGCAAAUAUGCCUGUUUGAUAAGUAAAAUGUACAUGAAUGUUGUGAAAUGAUAAUUCUUAGAAUAUAUUGUUUUAUGUUCAAAGUGGAAAAUAUUCCUUCAGUUUGAUUUACAGGUAAAAUUGUUCUUUUAGUUUUCUAGAUAAGUGUUACUCUACACCUGUUUCCCUAGCCUUUCUAUGAUGUGCCAGAAAUACUGGUCCAUGCAGACAGUUUAAAGUUUCUAUACAAGGCAACUAGCUGGAGGACAUUUAUGCUGUCUUUGUGCCAGGGUGGUGUCAUUUAUAACCUGGAACAUUAUGUUCUUCUCUCAACAAUGCAUUUGCUCUUUUGUUUUUUUCCUUACAAGUUUUCUUUCUUUCUCUCUUUCUCUCUUUUCUUAAUUCAUAAUAACACUUUCUGUUAUCAAGGUGCUUAAUUUACAAUCUGGUAACAAUUGUACUAUUUUAAUCAGGUCGGUUUGCAAAAUGAGUUAAAUGCUUGGGCUAAUGGAAGGUCCAAUAACCCCACCUUUGUUUACUAUAAUUAGCAAUAACGAGUUGCAAUUAUGGGUUCCCAAAUGUCAUCUUUAAUUAAGAUCUCCAUGUAACACUGAGAAUAGAAACCUUACUAACACAGAUUACUUAAUACUGCAUUUGCUAUGAUGAAGUUACUGUUACAAGUGUGACAGAAUCAGGAAAACAUUUAUUAUAUUCAGUAAACAAAGCAAACUAAGUGUAAUAGGUUAGUAAAGAGAUGGGAACAAUAUACCCAGAACAGUUCUAAGACUGAUGUUCCAUUAUAUCUAGAUGGGAAUGAUACACCCUGAGCAGUUCUAAGACUGAUGUUAUGUUACAUCUGGUUAGGAAUCACAGACCCAGAGGUUGUAAGAUGUAUUUUCCAUUAUAUGUAGAUGGGAAUGACAAGCUCAGAGCAGUUCUAAGAUUGAUUUUCCAUUAUAUCUAGAUAAGAAUGACAGACCUGGAGCAGUUCUAAGACCAAUGUUUUAUUAUAUCUAGACUGGAAUGACAGACUCAGUUUCAAGACUAAUGUUCCACUUUAUUUAUAGGGAAAUGAGAAACCCAGAACAGUUUUAAGACUGAUGUUCUAUUAUAUCUAGAGAGAACAACAGACCCAGAACAGUUCUAUGACUGAUGUUCCAUUAUAUCUAGAUGAGAAUGACAGACCCAGGCAGUUUUAAGAUAACUGUUCAAUUAUAUCUUGAUGAGAAUGACAGAUCCAGAGUAGUUCUAAGACAGAGGUUUCAUUAUAUCUAGAUGGCAACAACAGACCUAGAAUAGUUCUAAGACUGAUAUUCCAUUGUAUCUAGAUAGGAAUGGCAGGUCCAGAGCAGUUUUAAGACAGAUGUUCCAUUACAUGUAGAUGGUAACAACAGACCCAGACCAGUUCUAAGACUGAUAUUCCAUUAUACCUUAGUGGAAAUGAAAGACCCAGAGCAGUUUUAAGACAGAUGUUCCAUUACAUGUAGAUGGUAACAACAGACCCAGACCAGUUCUAAGACUGAUAUUCCAUUAUACCUUAGUGGAAAUGAGAGACCCAGAGCAGUUUUAAGACAGAUGUUCCAUUACAUGUAGAUGGUAACAACAGACCCAGACCAGUUCUAAGACUGAUAUUCCAUUAUACCUUAGUGGAAAUGAGAGACCCAGAGCAGUUUUAAGACUGAUGUUCUAUUAUAUCUAGAAGGAACAACAGACCCACAGCAGUUCUAAAUAUCUAGAUGGCAAUGACAGACCUAGAGCAGUUCUAAGGCUGAUAUUCAGUUCUACCUAGUUUAGUUACACUUGAACUGCCGCUGCUUUCAUUGAGUAAUACAUCCUGUAGAGGACAAGCUAUCUUUACAAACAUGUGCUGUAAUUUAAGCAAAUGAUAUUGUGUUAGUAAGUGAUGUGAAGUGUCAUCUUCUUCUGCUAUUAUCGGUUUAGCUGAUGCUUUAUUCUUUUGUGAUUAUGUAGUUAGUGUGAGUCUUCUGAACUGGCAUUAUAUUUGGAAAUAUUAUUAUCAACUUUAAUCAAGAACUCAUAUAAGAAGUAUUAUAAUCUGACUAGGACUGACUCAGAGAAACAGAAACAAAGAAACAGUGCUCUAAUUCUGGCAAGGAUUAUCCCAUCCUUGUAUGAACAGCACAUCACCAUGUGGUUAUAGACUAAUUUAGUAACACUCUUUGUAUGUAUAGGAUCUGUCCAAUAUUAAAGGUGCUUUUUCUGCAGUGUUAUAGCAUUUCUGCAUUGUUUUUGUUUUUUUUUUAAAGUUUUUUUUUCUGUUGUAUAGCAUUUGGCAUG